CAUAGAUACAUACAUACAUACAUACGUACAUACAUAUAUAUGUGUGUGUGUGUGUGUGUGUGUUCUCCAACAAACUCUGGUACCUUACAGAAACAAGGCUAUUUGCUUUAAGAUCAUGUAACACCAUAUUUGCGCAAAGGUAGACUCCACUCAACAACUUAUGCAAUUUCUAAAAGCAACUGAUUGCACAAGAGCAUAUUUAAGGGCUUCACAGGAAAUGAUGUGAAUAUUAAUGCAAUCAAGACUUAUUUUCUAUGUACAUUUUUCUUUUUUUUUUUUGACAUAAAAAUCCUAAUAAAGCCAUUUGAUUUCCGGCACAUACUUAUGAAUUCUUACAGUAUGUUUUUGUCCUGCUGCAGUGUCGGCUAUAUUCAUGAUAAGAACUAUUUUUCCGUGUCAUUUCAGAAGAAGCCAACAAUGAACUUAUAUAAGUUAAAAGCGAGCCUGAAGAUGACUUCAUCCCAGAUUUGUUCCCUCUACACUACAAAGAGCGAAAUGAGCUGGAGUGAGAAGUUCCUUCUGCUUAUCUCAUGCCUGAUCACCAGUUUCAUUUUGGCUGUUUUUUUCCUCCUUGGUCUCCGUUUCCCCUUAAAUUUUGGCAUUGAGGUCUCCAUUGCUACCACUGCAGUGUUUUGGCUUUGUGUUACGCUAGCUAUGUGGUUUUCUCUAAAUGUUCGCUGUUUUGGAAUUCUGUUCCUGAUGUCCAUCAGCUUGAAACAAGGCAAGAAACAGCUCCUUAUAGCUGGAACAACAAUAGUGAUCUUCUUGAACAUUCGGAACACUCUGAUGAACCUGAAGGGACUUGGAAAGAGUUUUGUCUGCAAUUUGGAGGAAAAGCUUGUUGCCAUUAACAUAGCACCUCUCAGCAACUAUAUCCACAUGCUAAAAUGGGUGGCUUCCAAUCUUAAAGAAGGUCUGACCAAUAUUUUGGGGGUGGCUUAUCACACUGACUUCAAACUGAAGCCAAUUGUGCAUUCAGGAGAGUUCACGAAGAAAAUAUCUGAAGCCCAGACGACCAUGAAUAAGACUGCUGAGAGUGUGUUGGUGGUCAUUAAUGGAAUUUCAUCCAUAGGAAAGCAAAUAUGUCCAGUUUUAGGGGUCAUGAUACUCAUUAUUGCCACGGGUCUCUACCUGAGGAGGUUUCGCUUCAGCAGAAAGCAGAAAAAUGUGUUAAUUACAAAAAAAUUCUUGAAGUAUGAUGAAAGCCAACGAUUACAGGGAAAGCCCUCAGUUCUUCCUCUGACUAAGAAGGAGUCAAAACGUUACAUUAUUGUUCCGUCUGCCCAUUUAACCAAAAAAGAUGUGAAAACCAUGCUUAAAUUCAGCGUCUCGAUUGUAAGUCAUAGUAUGGCCUGGAUCUUCUUCGUAGGACUUGAUGGUCUUGUUUAUUGGAUUAUCUCUGUUUUAAGCAAGCGAUUAGAAGAGCUGAAGCCACUCCAUGUUCCUGUGUUACUGAAAGUGGAGGAAGGAACCUUCUUUAUCGGCAUUAAAGUUGAACGUAAGCAAAAAGUCUAUGACUUUUCCUACGAUGUGCCCAUUUUUGAAAAGAAGUGCUUGCCAGCACCAGAACUAUGGCUCUACAAAUCAGUCCUCCCUCUGUCAGUCAUCUUUGGAUUGCUGGUUCUUCUGGUCCUGGUGUCUUCAAAGCUCAGUCAGUUGAGACUCAUCGUUUCUGAGCAGUUCUACUCAGAAGAUGCAGAGAAGCGGAUUGCUGAGCUGCAUGCCAAGAUCCUGAAACGAAGAUCGAAAUGGACGGCCAAGAAUGCAAAAAGAACCCUGAAAUCAUUUGCCACACAGCUCCAAUUUUGGUUUCCCAUCAUUUUCCGUUGUCAAAACACCAACCAUGAGAAUAAAAUAUAAGGUUUGUUUUCAGUUUAUUUUUAAAUAUCUCGCUCAUUUUUAUUUUUAUAGACAAAACCUAGCUUCAUUGGUAUACAUUUUGUAUGCACCCGUUAGACAUUAUUAGAAAAAUGGGCUAAAUCUGGAAUUGUCUCUCUGGGAGACUCUUAAAGGUUCUAUGUCUAACUGUACAAAUACAGCAGCUAAGAACCUUUACCUAUCCAAAAAACCUAAAGAACCCUUAAAAUACCCUUUUUUAUUACAUAAUGCAGAUACUUGAGGUGAAUUUGUGUCAUAUGCAUUGUUGUGUGCUUUCAUAUAUUUAUAAGAAAUGUUAAUAUUUCGGAUGCUUAAACACCGUCUUUUCCAUACCGGUUAUUUAUUAUUGUAUAUGUUGGUUAUUAGAUGUUUCAUUAAUUUUAAAAUUAAUUUUGUCAUUUUAAUUUUUUAAACUUCAGAAUACUGGUUAUUUGACUAUAGUUGAAUAUUAAUAUAUUUAUAUAACAUACUCAUGCUGUUAAUACACUGUCAUUGCUUAUUGUUUGGAUUAUAUAUGAUGUAAUGUACAGAUUAUUUAUAUUUAAGCAUCAAUAAAGAAAAGAAUGAAAACAAAUGUGUAUGCAGUUUACUGUAUAGUUGGAAAAUACAGAUCAAGGUCAUAUUGAUAUGGAAAUUGUGUUUAUUACCAAAAUAUUUCUUUUUAUUGCAGAACUUGUAAAAUUUUACAUUUUAAUGUUGCUGAAAAGCAUCAAUAGAAACUAUCACUGCUUUCCAAAUGAAGUAUGGAUGAAAAACAUGACCAUUUCAGAAGGGCUAAAAGAUUAUAGGUAAUAGAUCCUCAAGCUGAAAAAAAGUGAUAGUUUUGUGGUUAAGGUUCUAUGCUUGUGACUGGAGGUUUGUGAGGUUAAAGAGUGCU
This is a messenger RNA of Pangasianodon hypophthalmus (striped catfish), 2755 nucleotides long. Its product is annotated as dendritic cell-specific transmembrane protein. The record is from RefSeq and is a predicted model, not a curated record. NCBI's taxonomy places the organism in Eukaryota, Metazoa, Chordata, Actinopteri, Siluriformes, Pangasiidae. The transcript is spliced from 3 exons. The coding region runs from base 325 to 1860 and encodes 511 amino acids. Gene Ontology annotation, cellular component: membrane.